Rhea pennata is the source of this 1294-nucleotide messenger RNA. It is a transcript of the gene RNASEH1, whose product is annotated as ribonuclease H1. Gene Ontology annotation, biological process: DNA replication, removal of RNA primer. The transcript has 8 exons. Gene Ontology annotation, molecular function: magnesium ion binding; RNA-DNA hybrid ribonuclease activity; nucleic acid binding. NCBI's taxonomy places the organism in Eukaryota, Metazoa, Chordata, Aves, Rheiformes, Rheidae. Bases 39 to 917 code for a protein of 292 amino acids. The record is from RefSeq and is a predicted model, not a curated record.
CGCCGGGGCGGGGCGGGCGCGGAUGGCGGCGGCGCGCCAUGUUGCGGUGGCUCGUCGCGGUGCUCAGUCACGCCUGUUUUGUCUCCAAGGGCGGCAGCAUGUUCUACGCGGUGCGGCGGGGCCGGCGGACGGGGGUCUACCGCACGUGGGCGGAGUGUCAGGAGCAGGUGCACAAGUUCCCCUCCGCCAGCUUCAAGAAGUUCGCCACCGAGAAGGAUGCCUGGGCCUUCGUGGGCGCCGGCCCCGCGGCGCAGCAGCCCGAGGCCGCAGAGACUCAUAAUCCUUCAACUAUAACACAGGAAAAUGCUAGCCAUAGAGAGGAUCCAGAAAUAGAUGUUUUGUGUUGUAAUAAAUGCAAGAGGCCAUAUGAACAGUCUACAGCUGAAGAACAUGAUACAAAACGUGUAAAACAUGAUGAAACGUAUUUAGCGCCAACAGUCAGCGAAGAUAAAUUUUCAUAUAUGGGUGACUUUGCAGUUGUUUAUACAGAUGGCUGCUGCUCAGGUAAUGGACGUAAUAGGGCGCGUGCUGGAAUAGGUGUCUAUUGGGGACCAGGCCACCCUUUAAAUACCAGUGAAAGACUUCUUGGACGGCAGACUAAUCAAAGAGCUGAAAUACAUGCAGCCUGCAAAGCAAUAGAGCAAGCAAAGAGUCAAAACAUCAAGAAACUAAUUAUCUACACUGAUAGCAAGUUCACUAUUAAUGGUAUUACAAGUUGGGUUGACAACUGGAAAACGAAUGGCUGGAGAACAAGUUCAGGAGGAAGUGUAAUAAAUAAAGAAGAUUUUGAAAGACUUGAUAAUCUAUCAAAAGGCAUAGAGAUUCAGUGGAUGCAUAUUCCGGGUCAUGCUGGCUUCCGAGGAAAUGAAGAAGCUGACAGACUAGCAAGAGAAGGAGCAAGUAAACAAAAAUUGUGACAUAUUGGGACUAGAGACUAUUGCAGUUGGAGGAAAAGGAUCAUAUCAACAGUUUGACCUGUUGUUUCAGAGUUGAACUUAGAACUGUAUUUCUACAUGGCCUGAAACUUUAAACAUAUAUCAACUUACAAGGAAAAAACCCACACGUUUUCCUUCUGUAGCAUUUGUUUUAUGAUCAGGUCAAUGUUUAGUUAAUGGUAUACAGCACCUGCUUUUUCUUCGUCCUACGGAAGCCCUGCUGUCAAUGUUUUUUAGCUGUCUCAUACAGACUUUUGGAUUCACUAUAUGUGAGACUUCUGAUGAGAUAAUAUUAAAUUGUUAUCCUGACUUAAGUGUUCUGUAUUUCCCUCUUAGUAAAAUAAAUUACUUUUUUUUUU